Molecule: messenger RNA, 1320 nt
Organism: Microsporum canis CBS 113480
Lineage: Eukaryota; Fungi; Ascomycota; Eurotiomycetes; Onygenales; Arthrodermataceae
Product: monocarboxylate permease-like protein
Exons: 2
Coding region: 1-1320 (439 amino acids)
Biological process (GO): transmembrane transport
Cellular component (GO): fungal-type vacuole membrane
Molecular function (GO): transmembrane transporter activity
Source: RefSeq, a predicted model, not a curated record
AUGUCAGCCUCACCGUCCGAUGACCCCAUUAUGAAGGAGGAAGAGGGUACUCCUGCCGCUACCAAAGUUAUGGACCGCGUCCCUCCCAAUGGUGGCGCCAAGGCAUGGGCCUGUGUUGCUGGCUCAUUUCUUCUUCAGUUCUGCUCUUUUGGCUAUGUCAAUGCCUGCGGUAUCUUCCAGCUGUACUACCAGCAAACUAUGUUCAAGGAGCAAAGCUCGUCGUCUUUGGCCUGGAUCACAACCCUUCAGAUAUUUUUACUAUUCCUGUUCGGCCCCGCGGUUGGAAAACUAAUUGAUGUCUACGGUUGUCGCAAGACACUUCCUCCCUUCAGCAUCAUGGCUGUCUUUUCUGUGUGCAUGCUCAGUCUAUGCACCCAGUACUGGCAGGUUAUGUUGGCUCAAGGCGUUGCCUUUGGGUUUGCUGCUGCAGGAUUAUCCCUUCCCGCAAUGGCAACAGCCACUCAGUGGUUUUCUACCAAAAAGGGCCUUGCAGUGGGGAUUGUCUCGGCUGGUAGCAGCCUUGGAGGGAUCAUCUACCCGUGCAUGCUUCCCCGUUUAAUUGAGGAAGUCGGCUUUGCUUCUGCCGUUCGCUGGACUGCUCUGAUGCAGGGAAUACUCUUGAUAAUCGCCAACGUUCUCUGCUCAUCCCCAUUUCCCCCGCUGAGCAAAUCGUCCCCCACCGAGAAGGGUGUCGAUGCUCCUCGGAGCAGUGGAAUCCAAGGAUUCAAAAGCUGGCCCUGGGCGUUCUUCAUUCUUGGAUGUUUUUUUACGAUGUGGGGUCUCUUUGCACCUCUCAACUACCUCCCUGAGAUGGCAGCCCUACAUGGCUUUGGAUAUUUCGCCCAAUACACCUUAGCCAUUGCCAACGCUGGAUCACUCAUCGGUCGAAUCGUACCUGGGUGGGCUAGUGAUAUCAUCGGCCAAUUUAAUGCCAUGUUUCUUGUUACCACACUUUCAGGUGUCUUGGUCUUAGCCUUUUGGCUUCCACUGGAAUUCCAUACUUCCUUAGCUGGUGUCAUUGUCUUUGCCUUGCUCUUCGGGUUUGUCAGUGGUGGGUUUGUCAGUCUAGGCCCCCCCUGUGUUGUCUCUCUCGCAGACGAUCGUGUGGACGAGAUUGGCGUGAAGCUUGGUGGUUUCUGUUUAGCAAUUGCUUUGGGUGCCCUCACUGGGCUUCCUAUCGAGGGAGCAAUUAAGGACAGAGAAGGUGACAAAUUUAUAGGCCUGAUGUGCUUUGCAGGGGCAACCAUGUUCCUUGGAGGUUUCUGUAUUGGCGUUGCUCGAGUAUUAAAGGGGGGCUCAAGUCUCAUGAAAAAGGUCUAA